AUGCAACUUGUCGUGUCGGUCGUGCUCACGGUGCUCUCGGCCGUCGCCGUGCGCGACACCCACGCCCACGGCCACUUGGUCGCGCCGCCCGUUCAGUUUGUCGACCCCAACAGCGACCCGACUCGGUUCUGUGCCACCCUCGACGGCCCGUCGCUGUUGCCCGGCGACACGUACAACAAGAGCCCUGGCGACAACACGGCUGAUUUCACCAAACACUUCAAGGCCAGUCGCUUCAAGACGCUCAAGGACCUCAUCGAGUCGCAGCCGUCGGGCGGCGAGUGCGGCAUCACCAAGCUCGACCCAUCCAAGCCCCAAGCGCUCCCAAGCGUCGUCCGAUGGCGCCACGGCGACAACGAAGGCUUUACGCCGUCGCACGAGGGUCCGUGCGAGCUCUGGUGCGACAACACGCGCGUCUAUGACAACGAAAACUGCGCCAAAAACAUCGCCGAUGGCUCGAUGGCCAUCGACACGACCAAGUGCGCGGGGGCCAAGACGCUUCGGUUCUUCUGGCUCGCGCUGCACUCGUCGUCGUGGCAAGUCUACAAGAAUUGCGUGGCGCUGGACAGCGGCAGUGGUCCGGGUCCCAACCCUAGCCCUUCCAACAACCCGUAUCCUAGCCCGUCGCCGAGCCCGUAUCCGGUUCCAUCGCCCAGCGCGUCGCCGGAUCACCCAUCGCCCAAGCCGACACACGCGCCCAAGCCGACGCACGCGCCCAAGCCGACGCACGCGCCCAAGCCAACGCACGCGCCCACGCCGACGAUGCACCCGACGCCGGGUCCGUCUGGUGACAAGGUCGCCUUGUACGGGCAGUGCGGCGGGAAGGGCUACUCGGGUCCGACAGCGUGCGGUGCCGGCGCGCAGUGCGACGAACUGAAUCCUCACUACUCUCAGUGUCGGCCCACGAGCGAGAAGGAGGGCACGGCGGCGGCGUACGGUCAAUGCGGCGGCAAGUUUUAUGCAGGUCCGACGCAGUGCGGCGACAGCUACGACUGCAUGGAGCGCCAUGCGUACUACUUUCAGUGCAUGCCGCAAGCGUGA
This is a messenger RNA of Saprolegnia parasitica CBS 223.65, 1038 nucleotides long. RefSeq lists its product as hypothetical. Lineage: Eukaryota; Oomycota; Saprolegniomycetes; Saprolegniales; Saprolegniaceae. The record is from RefSeq and is a predicted model, not a curated record. Gene Ontology annotation, biological process: carbohydrate metabolic process. Gene Ontology annotation, molecular function: cellulose binding. The transcript is spliced from 3 exons. Gene Ontology annotation, cellular component: extracellular region. The coding region runs from base 1 to 1038 and encodes 345 amino acids.